AUGUCUGAUUUUAUUAGGUGGACAUAUGAAAACAGACUACAAAUCUCUAUUGACUUAGCGGCUGGAUCAGUUAGUGGAAUAGCAAAUUGUUUAUCAAGUCAUCCAUUGGACACAGUUAAAGUUCGAAUGCAAAUGUCUGAUGAUGGAGUACUAUCAACUUUGAAGAAAAUUCUCCAAAAUGAAGGAACAAAAGGGUUUUACAAAGGAAUGUCAUUUCCUAUCCUUUCUAUUCCAAUCACUAAUGCCAUUGUGUUUUCAGUUUACGAAUUCUGGAAAUCAUUUUUUAUAGGAAAUUCGAAUAAAUAACUAACUUAUUCUUAAACAGCCUUUUGUGGGAGUAUCGCAGGGAGCUCGGCUGCUUUUUUUUCUUGUCCCAUAGAGUUGACCAAGUGCAAAUUGCAAAUGUAAUCUACUGAGAAAAUAUAUAAAAAUCCAAUAGACUGCAUAUAAUAAAUAUAUUAAAAGGAGGGUUUUAAAUCUUUGUUCCGAGGAAUGUGUGCUACUCAAUAAAGGGAGAUUCUAGGUUAUUCGGCUUAAUUUGCUGUCUAUGAAUUGAUAAAGGACUUGUUGUGCACUUUGUCUUAAAAAGCAGAACCAUCAACGGCCAAUCUCUUGAUUUCUGGAGGCCUAGCUGGGGUUUCGUGCUGGACAAUAGGAUAUCCUUAGGAUACCAUAAAAACAAUUUUAUAAUGCUAAAAACCAUCAGAUUAAGCAAUUUAUAAAGUUAGAUUUUAUGAUGGGGGUUUUCUAGAUUGUUUAAGAAAAAAAAUAAUCUCAGAAGGAAUAGGAUCAAUAUGGAAAGGAUAUUCAGUUUGUAUUUUGAGGUCCUUUUAUGCCAAUGCUAUAGGAUUCUAUGCAUAUGAGCUAGCAAGAGAAAACCUUACUUCGUUCUAUUAAUUAUAUUGA
Paramecium tetraurelia is the source of this 906-nucleotide messenger RNA. RefSeq lists its product as uncharacterized. Gene Ontology annotation, biological process: mitochondrial L-ornithine transmembrane transport. NCBI's taxonomy places the organism in Eukaryota, Ciliophora, Oligohymenophorea, Peniculida, Parameciidae. Gene Ontology annotation, molecular function: L-ornithine transmembrane transporter activity. The transcript has 5 exons. The record is from RefSeq and is a predicted model, not a curated record.